This is a messenger RNA of Loxodonta africana (African savanna elephant), 516 nucleotides long. It is a transcript of the gene SLC16A4, whose product is annotated as solute carrier family 16 member 4. Gene Ontology annotation, biological process: monocarboxylic acid transport. Gene Ontology annotation, molecular function: monocarboxylic acid transmembrane transporter activity. The record is from RefSeq and is a predicted model, not a curated record. Gene Ontology annotation, cellular component: plasma membrane. Lineage: Eukaryota; Metazoa; Chordata; Mammalia; Proboscidea; Elephantidae.
AUGCUGGAAAAACUGGGGCUCAAAAAAAGUUCCCUGGUUGCCAUUACUUCUCAAAUAUUUGAAGAGAAAAUCAUUCUUGGAGCUUUCCUUGGUACCGGUGGGUAUUUGAUCAGGACCUGCACUACAAGCAUUCCCUUUCUACUACCUGUUUUUCUUUUAGGUUUGGGUUCUGCUUUCUUGUAUCAAAUAGCUUCUGUGGAUAUUUUAAAAAAAUGAUUGUCUUUUUCUACUGCCAUUGCUUGUUCUGGGAUGGGAUUGACAUUUCUGUUGGCACCUUUUACAAGAUUUCUAAUAGAUCUAUAUGACUGGCCAGGUAUUACUAAGACAGUCAGUCGGAUUAUCUCUGGCUGGGUUGCUGGUCAAAUCGAUCAUUAGCACAAGUCUUACCUCAUCCUCUGCAGCAUCAGUAACCUGUUUGUUCCUUUAGCCACCACGUUUCCACUACUUAUGACCUACUCCAUUCUUGCCAUUUUCUCUGGCGGUUACCUGGCAUUGAUAUUUCCUGUACUGGGCUAA